GGGCGGGGCUUUGGUGAAGGCAGGGCUGGAUGCAGCGUGUUUCUCUGCAGCCGCAGUUCCUCCAACUCCCUGAAAAACCUUCCCUGUCCCAGAGAGGUCGUGCGCUCUGGCUUCGCCAUGCUCCUGCUGCUAGGGCUGUGCUUGGGGUUGCCCCUCUUCUCAGAGUCCCAGGAAGAGGCGCGGAGCUGGGACGACACCUCGGACCAAGUCGUGCUCAGGGUCCCCAGGCAGCUCAGGCUGUUGCAAAGGCUGAAAACCAAGCCCUUGAUGGCCGAGUUUUCGGUGAAGUCUACCAUCAUUUCCCGCUAUGCCUUCACCACGGUGUCCUGCCGGAUGCUCAACAGAGCUUCUGAAGAUCAGGAGGCUGAGUUCCAGAUGCAGAUUCCAGAAUCGGCCUUCAUCACCAACUUCACCAUGCUUAUAGGAGACAACGUGUAUCGGAGUGAAAUUACACAGAAAGAUAAGAAAAGCAGUGAGAACGUAAAGGAAAAAAGGAACAGAACCUCGGACGAUAAUGAAGAAAACGGGAGUGACGUGUUCAAAGCGUCUUCAGUGAUUCCCAGCAAGGACAAAGCUGCUUUUUUCCUCAGUUAUGAAGAGCUUCUGCAGAGGAGGCUGGGGAAAUACGAGCAUAGCAUCAGCGUGCGCCCCCAGCAGCUGGUGGGGAGGCUGACUGUGGAGGUGAACAUCCUGGAGCGAUCGGGUAUCACGUCCUUGGAAGUGCUGCCUCUCCACAACAGCAGGAAGAAGAGUAGUGGGAAGGCAGAAGGUGACGUGGGCCCUCCCCUUUCUACUCUCAUCAACCAAAACGAGACGUUUGCCAAAGUCAUCUUUAAGCCUACUGUGGUCCAACAAGCUAAGAUUGCCCAGAAUGGGAUCUUGGGAGAUUUUAUCAUUCGGUAUGAUGUCGAGAGAGAGCAGAACAUUGGUGACAUCCAGGUUCUGAAUGGUUACUUUGUGCACUACUUUGCUCCUAAAAACCUCCCUCCUCUACCCAAGAACGUGGUCUUCGUGCUUGACAUCAGUGCCUCCAUGGUGGGAGCCAAACUCCAGCAGACCAGGGAGGCCCUCGUCACAAUUCUCAACGACCUCCGACCCCAGGAUCGCUUCAAUAUCAUUGGAUUCUCCAACCGGAUUAAAAUGUGGAAGGACCACUUGCUACCAGUGACUCCUGACAACAUCAGGAAUGGCAAGAUCUAUAUGUACCAUCUGUCACCCACUGGAGGCACAGACAUCAAUGGGGGCCUUCAGACUGCCAUCAAACUGCUCAACAACUACGUGGCCCAGAAUGACAUUGAAGAUCGAAGUGUGUCCCUCAUCAUCUUCCUCACCGAUGGGAAACCCACCUCUGGGGAGACCAAUACCCUCAAGAUUCUCAGCAAUACCAAAGAAGCCACUGGAGGUCAGAUCUGCAUCUUCACCGUUGGCAUCGGCGAUGACGUGGACUUCAAACUGUUAGAGAGGCUCUCGCUGGAGAACUGCGGCCUCAUGCGGCGUGUUCAUGAGGAGGAAAAGGCGGGAGCGCAGCUCAUCGGGUUCUACGAUGAGAUCCGGACCCCGCUUCUUUCUGACAUCCGCAUAGAUUAUCCUCCUGACGUAGUAGAGCAUGCCACCAAGACCCUGUUCCCCAACUACUUCAACGGCUCUGAGAUAGUGAUUGCAGGGAAGAUGGUAGACAAGAAGUUUGACCAACUGCACGUGGAGGUCACUGCCAGCAACAGCAAGAAAUUUGUCAUCCUAAAAAGAGACAUCCCUGUGGAGUCCCGGAAGAUGGGGAAUGAUGUCUCAGUCACACCUGGCUCGGAUGGUAACGGUGGGAAGGACCUGAACCACAUCGAGCGUCUUUGGAGCUACCUCACUGUGAAGGAGCUGCUUAGCUCCUGGAGGCAGAGCAACAGUGAACAAGAGAAAGAGCAGCUGAGGCAGAAGGUCCAGGACUUAGCCUUGAACUACCAUUUCCUCACCCCCUUCACCUCCAUGAAGCUGAAGAAGCCAGGGCUUCUCACGAACCAGCUGGAGGACACCCACGGCAUGUCUGCAGCCACGGGGCCCGCGACCGUGGUGCAGAGCCUUCGAGAGGCCGGCAAGCAGCCAGAACCCGCUCUCAGAAAACCGUAUGACCCAAGAAUUAAAAUCUCUAAAACAUCAGUGGAUGGUGAUCCUCAUUUUGUAGUGGAUUUCCCCUUAAGCAAACUCACUGUGUGCUUUAACAUCGAUGGAGAGCCUGGGGACAUCCUACGGUUGGUCUCUGAUCACCUGGACUCUGGUGUGACUGUGAAUGGAGAGCUUAUUGGGGCCCCCGCACCUCCGAAUGGUCACAAGAAACAGCGCACAUACUUCCGCACCAUCACCGUCCUCAUCAACCGGCCAGAGAGAUCUUACCUUGAGAUCACACCGAACAGGGUGAUCCUGGACGGUGGAGACAGGCUGGUACUCCCCUGCAACCAGAGCGUGGUAGUAGGGAGUCGAGGACUGGAGGUGUCAGUGUCUGCCAACGCCAAUGUCACCGUCACCAUCCAGGGCAACAUUGCUUUCGUCAUCCUCAUUCACCUCUACAAAAAUCCAGCACCCUUCCAGAGAAACCACCUGGGCUUCUACAUCGCCAACAGCAAAGGCCUUUCCGACAACUGCCACGGACUGCUAGGUCAGUUCCUGAACCGGGAUGCCAAACUUGUAGGAGCUCCUGAGGAAUACGGCAAGAAUCUUAGUAAUCAGCCAGUUCCUCGGGCAGAAGGGCUGCCUGAGGCUAUCCUGAAGGUGAAAGGGCGCCGAGUUCCGGUGGUCUGGAAACAAAGGAAGAUUUACAACGGGCAAGAGCAGGUAGACUGCUGGUUUGACAGAAACAAUGCCGCCAAGCUGAUUGACGGGGUCUAUAAGGACUACCUGGCAUCUCAUCCGUUUGACACAGAGAGUGCACUGGGCCUGAGCACGUCCAGGAAACCUGAGCCGGACAGCCCCCACGAGGAGAGUGUCUAAAAAAGAAGUGACAUUGGGUCUACUCUGGACGCAGCUCAUCUUGUUACUUGUGGCUACCUUGGCUCCUGCUAUGCGCUGUACUGCGUAGCCCGCCCCCUGGUGGGCUGGAGGUCCAAUGUCUCCUAGAGCAAUGAGUCAGGGCAGGAAGCUGAAAUGCAAAUACCUCUCUUCCUGCCUUCCUCAUCUAUACUAGAUUAAAAAACAAAAAUCAAAACAAAACAAACAAACAAAAAAGGUAGCGCCAAGAGGAGUAAUUAAGUAAAAUCGUGUAGCACCUGGUUUAUCCAUCUUAUUCUACCGUCACGUAACGCCUUAUGAGGAAGAGGGGUUGCCAUGGCAUUUGUUUUCUGUGUAACGGUGUCAGAGUUUGGCUACUCUGCUUUUUGCCCUGUGUCGAUGCUUAGGGAGGAAGCCCUCUUUUCAGUUGCCUUCUCCAGAUGGUGCUCCCAACCUCUCCUUCCGAGGUCAUUUACGCUAAGGCCAGGCUACCAAUUAUCCACACAAAUCGUUUGUACAUUGGGUCUCUAAACUAGUAGGUAUUUUCUUAGCAGAAGAUAUUUUUUUUCCCGACUGUGGAAACUUGCCCAGUCAAUAUCCCCAAUACUGAUCGUGUCCUGAUUGCCUUUGCAGGUCACUUGGCCUUGCUGGUGGGUGUUUUCCAAUUUAUUCCAAUAAACCAAGUGAUUUUAAUAAAUAGGAAAACUCCCCAAGGAUGUCUUUUACUGGCUUGCCUUGGUGCCGGAGAGCCGGCUAGUUGAAAAAUAAACCUUCCACUCAGAACAGUUUAGUUUUUGCUGUAAUUCCAACGCUUUUUGUUUUUGCCUUUGGAGGCCCAGGAAAUAAUAAAUCAGACGAGAACAGUGCAUGACAGACAGAUGCAGCCUAGAGUGAGUGGCUCAGCCUAUGGGUGGGAAGAAUCAACUUGUACAUUCUCAGAGGGGAGUGGACCCAUGCCUGCACACAGAGCUGCUGCACUAUGGGCUAGCAGCGGUUAGCUGAAGAAGACAGGACCUAUCAAUAUUCCAUCCAGGAUGGGGGGAGGGAUCAUGAGGCCCUGCCCCUGCCUAAGAAGCUAUGGGCAGUUAACAGUUGCUGGAGAGGGGGCUGGUCAUAUCCCUCAGUUGCAAAGCCUCUGCUAAGUUGCCUUUGCUCAAAGAAAUAACCCCCCAAUUUAUAGCAAGCAACUCUAAUUGAAUGCAGUGAGUCACAUACUUAUAAAGAAACACAGAGAUAGGGCAUGUGGAGUGGGGACUUUUGGGGACAAAGGAAACCAUAAGAGAGGAUCAUGGGAAGUGGAAGGGGUGCGAUCCAAUACAUUAGAGAUAUGCAGGAGGUUGUGAAUGAAUAAACCAAGGGAAAGAAACUCUGAGAAGAGAUUCCCACAGCCCCAAUGAGCAUGAGCUAGGAGACUGGCGUGAGUUUUAGUUCUGGUACUUAGAGGUGAAUCUACUAAGGAGGGGGUUGCAAUCCGAGGGGGCUUCUAAGAUGUAACAAUUGUAACCUUAUUGUGGCUCUCCUCCAUCUAGCCUAGCCAUCCUAUUCAAGAGCAAGGGCAAUAGAUGCAGGAGAACAUGGAGCUCCGUUCUUACACCCUGUGCUCUUCUCAGCUGUGUUUGCCCUUCUCAGGGCUGGUGUGGGAGUGGCCUGCUUGGAAACAGGUGAACAGGGACUGGUGGGAUUGAACCAGAAAGGGAAAGCCAUGCGUGGGGGAAGCAAGAGUGUUUUGAUGUGGACCAUCACCAGAGUGAAGGCCUCUACCUAUCCCCACAUAAGGUUUCUCCCAUCAGGCACAACUCCACAAUACCCUCUAUAGUGAGACAGGAAGGCCACUUAGCACUUGGAGAGAAAGCAGCAUCAAGAAAAUUGUUUCCCUUCCUGUGGGAAGUGUUUGAGCAGCACAAUGACAUCCACAUGUUCCUGUCUGACCCAGCAGACUCAAGUGCCAGUUGGGGCUGAGUGAGUCUCCUUGUCUCUGUUCCAUGAACCCACCAGGCCACAGCCGGUCAGCUGUGCUAUUAUUUAUCUGACUCCCCAUGUUCCCAGACUCCUCUGUCCGUUCUCAGGCCAGGAGUGCAAAGAUGAGCAACCCGGAUGGCUGCCAGAUGUUCCCAUCUUUUCAGGCUUAG
This is a messenger RNA of Mus pahari (shrew mouse), 5102 nucleotides long. It is a transcript of the gene Itih5, whose product is annotated as inter-alpha-trypsin inhibitor heavy chain 5. NCBI's taxonomy places the organism in Eukaryota, Metazoa, Chordata, Mammalia, Rodentia, Muridae. Gene Ontology annotation, biological process: hyaluronan metabolic process. The coding region runs from base 118 to 2976 and encodes 952 amino acids. The record is from RefSeq and is a predicted model, not a curated record. The transcript is spliced from 14 exons. Gene Ontology annotation, molecular function: serine-type endopeptidase inhibitor activity.